AUGUACGGCCCACUAUUUAUCCUUUACUUUGCCGCAACGGCUGUUUCUUUAAUCAAUUCUAGUGGCCAAAAUGCUGCGUCUUGUGUUGGAGACGAUUGUGUAAAACAGUUAGUCGAAGCGCGUCGGGCAAUGCAACAGACACACCCUACUGAAAGCGAUUGCAACACCUUUAAGCAAAUCACGGCUACAGCUCCAGUACAAAAUGCAACGGCUACGAAAAGUCCUGAGGUAGCGACAACGGUAUCGAAAGACCCGGAAUGCACGGAUUCUUCGGAAAUUCCAUCCUAUACAUCGACUUGCAACGACGAAUAUGACUGCUCUAGUUCGACAUCUUGCACUGAAACUACUGGUACGACUCUAACAAUUCCUGUAAUGCCUACCCAAAACUCGACAAUUUUACCGACCUUGACCACGAUAACUACCACGUCAACAACCACAUCGGAAGCAUCCCCGACAUGUACUGCUGAUAAGAUGAACGAUCCUCAGAAUUGUGGUGCCUGCGGACACGUCUGCCCAACAGGUCUAUGUGAGGCAGGCUCAUGUACAAGCUCUCAGUGCCAGGCCCAAGCUUGUGGCAGCAUUAGUCAAUGUAAGGAGGGGGGAGAUUGCUAUUGUUUCUCAUCAUCCGCAACGAUGGAAGGAAAUGGCGGCUUCUGUGGGAAAAACGCUGCCUGCUCUGGCCUUACCGCAUGUGCAACUGAUUCGGACUGUUCAGCUGGUAGUUCUGGAAAUAUCUGUGCGAUUUCCACAUGUUGUCCAAAAAAGUCAUCUGAAUUGCCGGGAGUCUGUCUGGAGGGUCAAUGCAGUAACAACUCCAACAAGUUAAUUUCCAUGGCUCGCAGUCGAAUGAUCAGUGGUGGAACAGCAGCCUUCUAG
This is a messenger RNA of Blumeria graminis f. sp. triticale, 876 nucleotides long. The record is from the annotation of a GenBank genome assembly. Lineage: Eukaryota; Fungi; Ascomycota; Leotiomycetes; Helotiales; Erysiphaceae.